AUGAACGUUCCUCUCUUUGGGGUUCUCCUGGCCCUGGCCAGCGCAGCCCGGGCACAGUACAGCCACUACGACUUCCAGUACCAGGAUUAUGACGAGGGCUGGGUCAACCUGAACCGCCAGGGCUUCAGCUUCCAGUGUCCCCAAGGACAGGUGGUGGUGGCUAUUCGGAGCAUUUUCAGCAAGAAGGAAGGGUCCGACCGCCAGUGGAACUACGCCUGCGCCCCCACACCCCAGAGCCUGGGCGAGCCCAGCGAAUGCUGGUGGGAGGAGAUCAACAGGGCAGGCAUGGAGUGGUACCAAACCUGCUCCAACAAUGGCCUGGUGGCUGGUUUCCAGAGCCGCUACUUUGAGUCCGUGCUGGACCGGGAGUGGCAGUUCUACUGCUGCCGCUACAGCAAGAGGUGCCCCUAUUCCUGCUGGCUGACUACAGAACACCCUGAUCACUAUGGUGAGGACAUGGACAUGGUGUCCUACAGCUACGAUUACUACAUCCGAGGGGCUACAACCACCUUCUCAGCAGUGAAGAGGGAUCGCCAAUGGAAGUUCAUCAUGUGCCGCAUGACCAACUACGACUGUGAAUUUGAGAACGUGUAGCCUGACCAGCUCACCCAGGCCCAGCCACGGCUUUCAGCCUUCCCGAGCCCCCGGAGCCUCAUGUCAGCUUGUCCUUGUCUGUCCUGCACAGUGCCACUUGCCAGUGGCGAAUAUGGAGGUGCCAGGAAGAGCCCACUGGAGGAGUCCACAGUGCCUGGCCACCCAGAGCUCCAGAAGGUCACUGUCACCUCCCCUGAACCCUCCCAGAUCCCCUGCAGUUUAAGUGAAGUGCAAUUGGGGACGCCCUGAUCAGACAGAAGGUCCUGGAUAAUGGGCAAGUAGCAGACUGCAGGAAGCAUAUGGUACAUCAGGGAGGGACAACAGGUGGGCACUUGGGGCAGGGGUGCAGUGAUAUGGAUACCCAAUGCCCUCCAGGGCCCU
Messenger RNA from Suncus etruscus (white-toothed pygmy shrew), 975 nucleotides. RefSeq names its product dermatopontin (gene DPT). The record is from RefSeq and is a predicted model, not a curated record. Gene Ontology annotation, molecular function: extracellular matrix structural constituent. The coding region runs from base 1 to 594 and encodes 197 amino acids. Gene Ontology annotation, biological process: collagen fibril organization. Gene Ontology annotation, cellular component: extracellular matrix. The transcript is spliced from 4 exons. Lineage: Eukaryota; Metazoa; Chordata; Mammalia; Eulipotyphla; Soricidae.